Molecule: messenger RNA, 745 nt
Organism: Mus pahari (shrew mouse)
Lineage: Eukaryota; Metazoa; Chordata; Mammalia; Rodentia; Muridae
Product: doublesex- and mab-3-related transcription factor C1-like
Exons: 6
Coding region: 194-745 (183 amino acids)
Source: RefSeq, a predicted model, not a curated record
UCUACAAGCAUUGAUUGCAUCACUAUCCAAAUCAGGGGUUAAAAAAAAACAUUUCUGCCCCUUUCAGGCCCACAAAUGUCACAGUGGCAAUGCCUUCUUGGAUCAGCAUGGGCUCUUGCCUGCUGUGAGUGCCCCAAAGAAGGAGCAGGGUACAAGGCUGAAGAGGCCCCUGGAUCAAGGAGUCAUAAAGAAUAUGGCCGGUCCCCCUAAAUUUCAUAAGCAUGGCAAGAGGUUGGCUGCUGAAGCAGAAAAACGCAAUGGGAAAGAGAGCACGGUGCACAAGCAUGAGACCAGGCACCCAAAAACCCCACAGGAGGGAAGUUCCCAAGGCACUCUGAUGCGCAGCAAGCCACAAGAACCUCCCGUUCUGCCUCAUGCUCCAGUGACCCGGCAGCAUCAAUCUGUGAUUACUUAUUCAGGGAAGAACCAUGGUCCCAUUGCCAGGCCCAGGAGAUACUCAAGUGUGAUUGUGCAAAACCAUGCCGUCUCUCAUGCCAUCUCUCGGCCUCUUCUACUGCAGCCACAGGUCCCUAAUGCCACCAGGCAUGAUUCUGUNNCUGCUGCUGUAGAGUGGCAGAGGAAGCUGGAGGCUGCUGAGGCUCUGUUGGCUCUGAGAAACUCUCCUCUGCCUCCUCCUGUUGCUGCCUCUCCAAAACGGCGUGGCAAAAUGCCCAAAAGCUAUCUUCCUGGACAUGGACCACAAGGUGGGGAGAGCUGGGGAGUUGGAGGGGUUGUAGUAAUUUAG